Dissoconium aciculare CBS 342.82 is the source of this 633-nucleotide messenger RNA. RefSeq lists its product as uncharacterized. The annotation marks the transcript as partial. The record is from RefSeq and is a predicted model, not a curated record. The transcript has a single exon. NCBI's taxonomy places the organism in Eukaryota, Fungi, Ascomycota, Dothideomycetes, Mycosphaerellales, Dissoconiaceae.
ACGACAUCCUCAACAGUGAUGACAGUCUUCGCCCCUCGCGCAUGGCCCGCCCUGAAAAUCAACAAUGAACAGGGUCUGCACUGGGAGUGGUUCAUGACCCAACACGCCCUCGCCGAGCCCGCCCUGUUCUACGUACGCUUAUUGUUUGCCUCUGGCGACCUCGCGCGCAUGAACGCCAUUCCACCCAACACCACCGCAUGGCUCCGAUAUCAAGCCGUCAAAACGAUUAACGAAGCCCUGUCAGAACCCACCCGCGCCACCUCCGACGCCCUCAUCCUCGCCGUCGGCCGUAUCGCUCUACACGAAUGCCUCUACGGUAACCGAGAAACUUCCAAUCGAGUCCAUCGUCCUGCUCAGGCGCGCAUGAUCGCCAUGCGCGCCGGUAUAGAGGCUUUGAAUUUCCCUGAACUGGUUAAGCGCUUAAUGCGCUGGGCAGAUGAUAUCAUGGCGAGACAAGGCGGGACGGAGAGAUUGCUUGAGGUCGGUGAUGAGUCGCAGAAUUUCUCGCUGAAGGAGAGGAUAGAGGCGCUGGAAUCGUGGGUGCCGCCGGAACCCGAUGCUGAUCAGAGAAACGCGCAGUGCGCGUUGCCCUCAGCUGGAACAUUCAUCAAGACGGAAGGACACAGGGAUUGA